Molecule: messenger RNA, 465 nt
Organism: Brenthis ino (lesser marbled fritillary)
Lineage: Eukaryota; Metazoa; Arthropoda; Insecta; Lepidoptera; Nymphalidae
Source: the annotation of a GenBank genome assembly
AUGAAGAUCGGACUUUGUGCUUACAGUGGUUACAAGAUAUACCCCGGCCAUGGCAAAACCAUGGUUAAGGUGGAUGGCAAGACCUUCACAUUCUUAAAUUCAAAAUGUGAGGCUGCACAUUUGAUGAGGAGAAAUCCUCGUAAGGUGACAUGGACUGUGCUUUACAGGCGCAAGUUUAAGAAAGGCCAAGAAGAAGAACAGGCUAAAAAACGCACCAGAAGGACACAAAAGUUCCAGCGUGCCAUUGUUGGAGCUUCACUCAGUGACAUCAUGGCCAAGAGGAACAUGAAACCUGAAGUCAGGAAAGCUCAAAGAGAGCAAGCUAUCAAGGCUGCCAAGGAGCAAAAGAAGUCUACCAAGGCUGCAAAGAAGGCUACCACCGCUCCUCCCAAAGCAAAGGCGCCGCCCAAAGCUAAAGCUGCUAAAGUAAGCCAAAAGGCAGCACCACGUGUUGGAGGAAAACGA